CAAUCCUCAAGUGAUGUUCAAGCAGAAUCUAAAGAGCGACGCAUGGUGUUUGAUUGGUCAAAGUGUCUUUUCUGCAAAAAUGCAACAAAAAAAAAGGACCGACAGCUAAUAAACAUCGCCACCUUUGAAGCAUGCAACAGUAUAAAGGAAUCUGCAGAGGCAAGAGGAGACCAUAAACUGUUAGCCAUACGUCGGUCGGUUAGCUAUGAUCUUAUUGCAGCGGAGGGAAAAUACCACAAAGCGUGUCAUGCCUGCUAUAUCAGCAAGGUUAAUAUCAAGCGGAAACAGAACGUCGUUACAUCCACAAGAGAGGAAAGCACUUUGAUCAAGCCUUCAAUCAGUUACUGGAGGUUAUAACCCCCGAAAUUGAGGAAGGAAAAGCCUACGACAUGAAUGUUUUACUGGCAAUGUUCAAGAAGGAGCUGGAAAAGAUAGGAAUUGAUGCAGGUAGCUACACAAAGCAGAAGCUGAAAGCACGAUUGAUGGCUCAUUUUAAGGAACGUCUUGUUUUCCAUCAGUCACCUCAACAAUCCAGACCGGAAAUUGUUUUAAGCAGCUCCAUCUCCUUAAUUGAUAUCAUAAAUGCAGCGAGCACUUGUCCAUUACGUGACGAAACAAACUCUAUCAGCAUGGAUAAGCCAGAGUCAGAAACUUUCAGUUUCCUAGACGUCUACACUAUAGCUUCCAUUAUCAGGCGGGAGAUGCUGAGAUGUGAGGGCAUUAACAUCAACCCACUUGACAUCCGAGAUUUACACUUGGAUACUGCAAAAUCUCUUCUUCCCAAGAGCCUUUAUUGGCUUAUCAGGUGGAUUGUUACUGGAGAACAGUACAGCGACGACUCACCUUCUAGUGCAAGGAGUACAAUCGAUGAGCGGAAGAUUGUAAUGGCUGGGCAGGAUCUUAUUCAUUGUGCAUCACAUGCCAGAGUAAAGCUGCCCAAGCACGUAGGUCUCGUUAUGACCGUCAAGCACUUAACCGGUUCCAAACAACUGAUAACACUUUUAAACAGAAUGGGUUACUGUUCUUCCUAUGAAGAGAUCGAACAAGUGGAGACCAGCUUGGCAAAUGAAAGCUUAGCGAGAGCACGUGCCAGUGGUGUUGUGAUCCCUAGUAACAUAAGACCUGGUGCAUUCAUUCAGUUGGCGGCUGAUAACAACGAUAUUAAUGAAGAAACCAUCGACGGCAAGAACACAACGCAUGUAACAACACUUGCUAUAUAUCAGCCAAAGCAGUACGGUCCUCUGCCAGAACGGAUUGUGCUUGCUGACCACUCCAAGAAGAAGCGAUCACUGGAUUCUGCUCAAAAUGUAGUUGCCAUGGAGGAAGUUAGUUUCGGAGGCAGACGUCCUACUCUAACUAAUUUUGUUGGGAACGAUGUUAUUACCUGGUUUCAGUGCGACCAACAGUUUCUAUCUGUCCGAAUGGAUGACCUUUGCUGGAUGUUACUUCGUCUUUCUGAUCCUCUCAUGGCAUCUAAUCAACAGUCUCCAGAGGAACAGACGAUACCUGGUUGGAGUGGGUUCAAUGCCAUCACACGCCCCACCAUUCCUGUGAAGACCAACAUCGGCUAUCACCCAAUGAUCCAUGCAGAGUCUAGCAACUUUAGCACUCUUUACACUCUGAUGAAACUGGCCCAAAAGAUAUGCGACACAAUGAGACAGCACGAUUCUGUAAUUACCUUUGAUCUUGCCCUCUACGCAAAAGCCAAGCAGCUACAAAUGAAAUACCCAGAGGAGUUUAAAAACACUGUGAUCAGAAUGGGAGGGUUCCACAUUGCCCUUAACUUUCUCUAUCUGCUUGGAAAGAAGUAUGCACAGUCAGGCUUGGAAGACUUACUGAUUGAGUCGGGGGUUUAUGCAGCUGGUACUACCUCAGUUUUGAUGCUUGGCAAGUCAUAUAACAGAGGUAUUCAUGCCCACAAGUUAAACAUGGAGGCGCUCUUCAGGUUGUUGUGGAAAGCCUUCCUAGACUGGCUGUCAAGACAAGCAGUUGGUAUGGAUGACCGAGUCAGACAGAGUGUUGCUGACCAAAGCAGGGAGUGUCGGAAUACAGUGAGACAGGAUUGCUUCGUUAACGAUGCCUGGAAAGCAUUUCAAGGUUGUGUCAAUCCUCUCAUGACACUGUUUGAGCGGUUCAAAUCUGAAGGCAGAGAGAAGUCCAAAGUUUUUAGUUUCUGGGAAGGAUACAUCAAUAUGGUGCUGCUGCUUCUGCAGUUCGUUAAAGCUGAA
This is a messenger RNA of Pocillopora meandrina, 2228 nucleotides long. The record is from the annotation of a GenBank genome assembly. NCBI's taxonomy places the organism in Eukaryota, Metazoa, Cnidaria, Anthozoa, Scleractinia, Pocilloporidae.